Corythoichthys intestinalis (scribbled pipefish) is the source of this 2866-nucleotide messenger RNA. RefSeq names its product adenosine monophosphate deaminase 1 (isoform M) (gene ampd1). Lineage: Eukaryota; Metazoa; Chordata; Actinopteri; Syngnathiformes; Syngnathidae. Gene Ontology annotation, cellular component: cytosol. The transcript is spliced from 15 exons. The coding region runs from base 433 to 2586 and encodes 717 amino acids. The record is from RefSeq and is a predicted model, not a curated record. Gene Ontology annotation, biological process: IMP salvage; AMP metabolic process. Gene Ontology annotation, molecular function: AMP deaminase activity.
AUUGUCUGUUAAAUGAAGUUUUCCCUGCAAAAAAGCUGUCCAAUGACUGUUUUUCAGUCAUCUUCGCUAUCGUGUGGGCUCAUUAUAUACGGGAAAGGAUCUGAUGUGCCUUCGUUAUUAUCGAGGAUAGGCACACAUAGAUAUAAAAGAAUAGAUGCUAGCUCCAAAGGAUUUCUAGUUUUAUUAUUAUAUGGGGGAAAAGACAGACAAGGCUCUUGCACCCCUCUUUAAAAUAGAGUGCUGAAUUUUAAGCCAAAAGAACAGUUGUGUUUAAUAGAACAAUAAGUCUAUAUGCUGCCAUAGCAGUUUCAUGGCGCAUUAAGUCCCUGAACUAUUUUUAAUUUGUCGUUUACCCUGGAGACCCCCGUUUACAGACAGUGCGCAACCGCUUUUGUUUAAACCCAGCCAUAAAAAGAAGAGACCGAUGAGAAGAUGCGGGCCUUUGCCGAGCAGGUCUUCGCAUCUGAAACCAAAGGCGAGGACGUCCGAGAUGAGAUUUCGGUGUUUGACGUGCCCGAUGACUGUCCCAUCAUCCACCAUGAAAUGGCACACCACUUGCAUGCUGACGAUGAUCUUGAGAAGCGCAAGCGGCGCUUUCGCGGUAUGCCCAGACCUGAUGCCCAAACAUCUGCAGCCAAUGUAGUGUCAACCCAAGUGGACACACCCACCUAUCUGGAAGUGCCGGACUUCCAAAGAGUCGCCAUCAUUGGAGACUACGCCUCUGGGGUUACCAUGGACGACUUUGAGCUGUCCUGCAAAGGUUUAUACCGUGCGUUGACCAUCAGAGAGAAGUACAUGAGGCUAGCCUAUCAGCGUUUUCCAAGGACCGCCUCGCAGCACCUCCGCGAUAUUGAAGGCGAAACCUUCAAGGUCGAGGACCAGGUGCAACCUGUUUUCACACCCCCACCGAAGGAUGGAGAGGAUCCAUUUGAAACAGCAGACCUGCCAGAGAAUCUGGGCUACGUUGCACGUAUGAAGGAUGGUCUCAUCUAUUUGUAUGACGAUGCCCAAGCUGCCGACAAACAUCAGCCCAGAGACCUGCCAUAUCCCAACCACACUACCUUCAUUGAUGACAUGAACUUCCUCAUCGCUCUCAUUGCUCAGGGCCCCACAAAGACAUACACUCAUCGUCGUCUGAAGUUCCUCAUCUCCAAAUUCAACGUGCAUGAAAUGCUGAAUGAGAUGGAGGAGAUGAAAGAGCUGAAGAAUAACCCUCACAGGGAUUUCUACAAUUGUAGGAAGGUGGACACACACAUCCACGCCGCUGCAUGCAUGAACCAGAAACACCUCCUGCGCUUCAUCAAGAAGUCAUACCGAGUGGACGCUAACCGCAUCGUGCACAAUCUUAAAGGGAAAGAGGUCACCUUGAAGGAGCUUUUUGAAUCCCUCAGCCUGCAUCCAUAUGACCUCACUGUGGAUUCGCUGGACGUGCACGCUGGCAGACAAACCUUUCAGCGUUUUGAUAAGUUCAAUGCCAAGUACAACCCUGUUGGAGCAAGCGAACUGCGUGACCUCUACCUGAAGACAGAGAAUCACAUCAAUGGAGAAUACUUUGCUACUAUCAUCAAGGAAGUAGCCAGCGACCUAGAAGAUGCAAAGUACCAAUACGCUGAGCCGCGCCUGUCAAUCUACGGCUGCACGGCCAAUGAGUGGAACAAACUCUCCAACUGGUUCGUCAAGCACAGAGUCUACUCUCCUCACCUCAAGUGGAUGAUUCAAAUUCCCAGGAUCUAUGACAUCUUCAGAGCAAGGGACUUUGUCCCCCACUUUGGCAAGAUGCUGGAGAACAUUUUCCUCCCUGUGUUCAAUGCCACUAUUGACCCAAAGUCCAACCCUGAGCUCAGCAUCUUCCUCAAGCAUGUGACAGGUUUUGACAGUGUGGAUGAUGAGUCGAAGCACAGUGGUCAUAUGUUCUCCACCAAGAGUCCCAAACCAGAGGAGUGGGACAUUGCUAAGAACCCGUCUUACACCUACUACAUCUACUACAUGUAUGCCAAUAUCUCUGUGCUCAACCAGCUACGAAGACAGAGAGGCAUGAACACAUUCAUGUUCAGGCCUCAUUGCGGUGAAGCCGGCGCCAUCACCCAUCUGUUGGCUGCCUUCAUGACAGCUGACAACAUCUCACACGGCCUCAACCUCAAAAAGAGUCCAGUACUGCAGUACCUGUACUACCUGACCCAGAUCCCCAUUGCCAUGUCUCCCCUAAGCAACAACAGUCUCUUCCUUGAGUACGCCAAGAACCCACUACUGGAGUUCCAAAAGAAAGGCCUGGUGGUCUCUCUCUCCACUGAUGACCCGAUGCAGUUCCACUACACCAAGGAGCCUCUGAUGGAGGAGUAUGCCAUCGCAGCACAGGUUUUCAAGCUAAGCACCUGCGAUAUGUGCGAGAUCUCCAGAAACAGUGUGUUGCAGAGUGCAAUGUCAGAUGAGGAGAAGAGUCACUUCUUGGGUCAGAACUACUUGAAGGAGGGUCCGGAGGGGAACGACAUCAGGAAAACCAAUGUGGCCCAGAUCCGUAUGGCGUACCGCUUUGAGACCAUUUGCUAUGAGCUCAACCUCAUCAAGGAGGGUCUGAAGUCUGAAUAAAACAAACCGACAAAUUUUGGAUGUGAAAAUUAACGCCAAUGGAAAAUGUAUGUCUUUAGUUUUCACUCAAAGCAUCACUGUUGUUUCAUCUGGAGACACUGUUGAUAAUUCAUCACUGUAAUGUAUUUAAGUGCAUUAUUUGUCUUCUUUUGGAACAUCAUUGCUAAAGGUAUAUUAAAAAGAGAAUAGGAGGAAAAACAUUUAUGUCUGUCCGUGACGUUUGUACUUGAUCAUUACUUCAGGAUAGCAGGAUGGCGUUAUUUGUUUUACAAAAGGAUAU